GCAGGCAGAUGGCGAUAGAAGAGAAAGUCGUUGUUUAGAUGAGGUCACGGUCUGCUUUCUUUAACUUUGUUUUGUCACUAUUGUUUAUAUGAGAGUCAUCAUGGCAGCAGAGGAUGUAGAUGUUGAUAUAGAAGGGGAAGAAACAGAAAUCUCUAAAGGGUACUACUUAACUAGGAAGCGACUUCCUGAGAAGUUGUGGACUGGGAUAAAAGAUUCAGAAAAGCCAGUCAUUAAAAAGCCAGCAAAUAAAUCCAGUUUGUUUCCAAUGAAGUGGACAAAAGAAGAGAAAGAUCUUUUUGAACAAGGGCUGACAAAAUUUGGGCGAAGGUGGACAAAGAUUGCAAAACUGAUUGGAAGUCGCACUGUUCUGCAAGUGAAGAGUUACGCUAGACAGUACUUUAAAAAUAAGAUGAAGCAGGAUAUUGCAUACAUAGAGGAAAAAAACUUGUGCAACAGUCAAAUCUUGUCUGUCUCAUCAGAGGUAGAUCAGAAGCUAAAACCCAUAUGUCCAUCAUCCUUUCAGUUAAGAGGGAGAGCUGAUCCAAACUUGAAUGCAGUGAAGAUUGAAAAACUGUCUGAUGAUGAAGAUGUAAAUAUCACAGAUGAAACAGAUGACCCUCUUGAUUCUACAGAUCAGGAAGAAAUGGAACAGAAAGAUUUACUAGAUGCUUGUUCUCGCUCAUGUGAAGCAGCUGUGCAUAGCAUUUGUGCUUCUAACUUUGAUGCACAAGCAUGCAACACAUUGAACACAGCAGAACAAUUUUAUCCUGUUACAGGAACAAGUAAAGAGCAAGCAACAGGAUUUUCUAAAAGUGCUGCAGACUGCCCUGAGUAUGAGAACAAUGGUAACAAAGGUCCAACAGUGAUUUCCUUUUCUCAUAAAGAAAAUCUAGUUCCAUGGAACAGACAUCAUGGGAAGAGAUCAGAAGACUUGGUGAAAGAAAUGCUGGAUGGUAGUGAGGAAGCCAAAGACCAAACAGACAUCUCUGUCUCUAAUGGAAUAAAUGAAGAACACCAGGAUGAGGAGGAAGAACUGAAACCACCUGAGCAAGAAAUAGAUAUGGAUAGAAAUAUCAUUUCUGAAGAGGAAAAGCAAGCCAUUCCUGAGUUUUUUGAAGGACGCCCUUCAAAAACACCAGAAAGAUACUUAAAGAUUAGAAACUUCAUUUUGGACCAAUGGGAGAAGUGCAAACCUAAAUAUCUGAACAAGACAUCUGUUCGCCCAGGCCUUAAAAACUGUGGUGAUGUCAACUGCAUUGGAAGAAUACACACUUAUUUGGAAUUGAUAGGAGCCAUCAAUUUCAACUGUGAGCAGGCAGUUUAUAACAGACCACGACCAGCAGACAAAACUCGGACUAAAGAAGGAAAUGACAGUAUGGAAGCAUACCAGCUUGCUCAUCGUCUGCAAAGCAUGCGCACCAGAAGACGACGUGUCCGAGAUCCUUUGGGGAAGUGGUGUGACUCUAAGGAUUUGGAAGGACAGACAUUUGAGCAUCUCUCUGCUGAGGAGCUUGCCAGAAGAAGAGUCGAAGAGGAGCAGUAUAGACCUGCAAAAUCAUCUAGAGCUCCAAGACAGAUAAAAAGCACUUUUGAUCCAUUCCAGCUGAUCCCAUGUUUGCCAUUCACAGAUGAAAAACAGGAACCCUUUACAGUGAAGGUAUCAUCAGAGGCAUUAUUAAUACUGGAGAUGCAUUCACACGUUUCUCUGGCAGAAGUGAUUGGUCUAUUAGGAGGAAGAUAUAUAGAAACUGAAAAAAUACUCGAGGUAGGUAUUUCAUUUACAGAUUUUAAGACUGUACAUUGUACUAACUCUUGUGCUUCAACCUGUAAAAAAAAAAAAAAAGCAAUCAGCCUGACAAACAGUCUGAAAUCCAAAAGUACAUCAGGUAAUUUUGCUCUCUGUGCUGGAGCAAACGAAUGA
Molecule: messenger RNA, 1921 nt
Organism: Protopterus annectens (West African lungfish)
Lineage: Eukaryota; Metazoa; Chordata; Ceratodontiformes; Protopteridae
Product: histone H2A deubiquitinase MYSM1-like
Biological process (GO): chromatin remodeling; positive regulation of transcription by RNA polymerase II
Molecular function (GO): transcription coactivator activity; histone binding
Source: RefSeq, a predicted model, not a curated record